This is a messenger RNA of Sclerotinia borealis F-4128, 720 nucleotides long. The record is from the annotation of a GenBank genome assembly. NCBI's taxonomy places the organism in Eukaryota, Fungi, Ascomycota, Leotiomycetes, Helotiales, Sclerotiniaceae.
AUGGGUAACUCUGUUUCUAUUGAGAAUAGUGGUCUCUCUGCACGCUCUCGCCCCAAAGUAGCAGCAUUCAUCCCGGUGCUCAAAAAUGUCGACAAAAACUUUGUUAUUGGGUCCGAAAUCGAUGUAGAUAUGGCUAUUGGCGAAAACUGGCUUACUCGUGAGCCAUUGAUUGCCAUUUUUAAGAAGGCUCUUGAAGAUAUCACUGAGAAGCCAUCAGGCCCCAAAGCUAUGGUGUUACCUCAAAAUCAUUCCGGCUAUGUACCUUUUACUAAGUUUCGCGCCGAUGUCAACAUCGCCACCACAACAGAUAUACCAUGGCGUUCUGCUACAUCCAUCAACAUUGUCGCCGCAGUCAAAGCAGCAUAUUUUAACGCCCAAGACUCGAAGCGUGUCAAGGCAUUGCUUAUGGCCAAUCCGCACAAUCCGACGGGACACUGUUAUCCCUCAUCUGUGAUCCGUGAGCUGAUGAUCUUUUGCGAAGGAAAAGGCUUGCAUUACAUAUCGGAUGAGAUAUUUGCCAUGUCUUCCUUCAGGACAGAAGAAGAGCGCAAGUUUACUUCUGCACUCUCUCUUGUUGAUAAUGAUAAGGAAAGUCCUAUGGAUCCGAGUCGUGUGCAUGUGAUCUACAGCAUGAGCAAAGACUGGGGAUCACCAGGUCUAAGAAUGGCGUGCCUAGUUUCUCCGCGUAAUCGUCCUGUUCUUGGAGGCAGUUGGAUUUAG